CCAAAUGGCUCUCCUUUUGCCAUCUCAGCAUUUCGCCCUUCUACGCCCGAAUUUCCCCCUCUUCAAAAUUUUCUGAAUUUUCCCAAUAAUCCAACAAAUAUCUAAGAAUAAUUAAAAAUCUGUUUUUUCAGUUUUUCUGCCUCUUUGUUUUUCUCUCUGUUUCUGUUUUGAACACCCAAAAAGCAAAAGGACAUUUUAAAAAGAAAAAAAAUAAAAUAAAGAAAUUUGCAUGCAUCAAUGGCUCAGCUACUCUCUCCUGUAUGUACAGAUGCUCUCAAACUCUAUAACCCAUCUUUAAAUAUGUGCAAAAGAAGCUCUUGUAAGGCCAUGGCUAAAGCUGGAACUUCUUGGAGCUUGUUGGGUCAUGGUGGUAAAAGGAGAGGUUGUGGCAGAGUCAAGGUUACAACAGGGGAUUCUGCUUCCACUGAUUCUCUUGCCGAUGAUUAUUAUGCCGUUCUUGGACUGCUUCCGUAUGCCACACCAGAGGAGAUAAAAAAGGCGUAUUAUAAUUGCAUGAAGGCUUGCCAUCCAGACUUGAGUGGCAAUGAUCCAGAGACUACAAAUUUCUGCAUGUUCAUUAAUGAGGUCUAUGGGAUUCUCAGUGACCCUGUACAGCGCAUGGUUUAUGAUGAAAUUCAUGGGUAUGCAUUGACUGCAAUCAAUCCUUUCAUGGAUGAUUCCGCCCCAAAGGAUCAUGUAUUUGUUGAUGAGUUUAGUUGCAUAGGCUGCAAAAAUUGUGCCAAUGUGGCCUCAGAUGUGUUUAGCAUUGAGGAAGACUUUGGACGAGCCAGAGUACAUAGUCAAUGUGGGAAUCCUGAAUUAGUUCAACAAGCCAUAGACAGUUGCCCAGUUGAUUGCAUUCAUUGGACUUCUGCAGCACAAUUAUCCUUGCUUGAAGAUGAAAUGCGCAGAGUAGAAAGAAUGAAUGUUGCAUUGAUGCUUUCAGGAAUGGGGUCUGCAUCAGCGGAUGUAUUCAGAAUGGCAAAUUCUCGAUGGGAAAAGAGGCAGGCAAAAGUUUUGGAACAAGCUAAAAUAAGGAUGAUGCGGCAGAAUGAUUCUGGUAAAACCGACUCAUACUGGAGCAACAUUUGGGGGAAGCCAAAAGAAUACAAGAAAUCAGAGGAGGAAGUGGAAGAGAAAGCAGGAAGGGCUGCAGCAGCUGCGCGAAGAUGGAGGGAAUAUUCAAGGAGGGGUGUGGAUAAGCCUCCCACCUUUAAACUUCCGGAGGCAGUCUCCAACAGAGAAAAUUCGAUUGACCACUACUAAUUAUUUGCCAUUUAUAUUCUUAAAAUCAAAAUCAAAUGCAAUCACUUUGUCUACAUGCAGGGGGUUUCCAUUGAAUUUAUUCCUAGUCUCAUGUACAACAAAUCCAUAUGAAUCUUUUCACUGUGUAUAUCAACAUUAAUUAAUCUACACUGCAAGAGACCAAUAAAUGAGAAAAAAGA
This is a messenger RNA of Durio zibethinus, 1445 nucleotides long. Its product is annotated as chaperone protein dnaJ C76, chloroplastic-like. The record is from RefSeq and is a predicted model, not a curated record. Lineage: Eukaryota; Viridiplantae; Streptophyta; Magnoliopsida; Malvales; Malvaceae. Gene Ontology annotation, molecular function: iron ion binding; electron transfer activity.